Lolium perenne is the source of this 1259-nucleotide messenger RNA. Its product is annotated as 1-(5-phosphoribosyl)-5-[(5-phosphoribosylamino)methylideneamino] imidazole-4-carboxamide isomerase, chloroplastic. The record is from RefSeq and is a predicted model, not a curated record. Gene Ontology annotation, cellular component: cytoplasm. Gene Ontology annotation, molecular function: 1-(5-phosphoribosyl)-5-[(5-phosphoribosylamino)methylideneamino]imidazole-4-carboxamide isomerase activity. NCBI's taxonomy places the organism in Eukaryota, Viridiplantae, Streptophyta, Magnoliopsida, Poales, Poaceae. Gene Ontology annotation, biological process: L-tryptophan biosynthetic process; L-histidine biosynthetic process.
UGUCUGACCCACUUCACCCGGCCUCUCACCGCCCGAACAGACAGAGAAAAACCAAAACCCUACCCCGCCGCCGCCGUCGAUGAGCUUCCGGAUGGCGUCGAGGUGCGCGGCGAGGCUUCCGCAGCCACCGUGCGCGGCGCCGCAGCCCCGCUGCGCGAGCUCGCGGGUCUCGGUGCCCCCGGCGAGAUCCGGCGUGUCAAGAGGACGUGCCGUCGUGUGCUCGGUUAGCUUCAGGCCGUGUAUUGACAUUCACAAGGGGAAAGUUAAGCAGAUUGUUGGCUCCACUCUGCGUGAUACAUCAGAUGAUGGGACGGUACUAGUGACUAAUUUUGAAUCGGACAAGCCUCCAGCAGAAUUUGCGAGUAUUUAUAAACAAGAUGGACUUGUUGGUGGGCAUGUCAUAAUGCUUGGUGGCGACGAUGCAAGCCGUUCUGCUGCGCUGGAAGCGCUACAUGCAUAUCCUGGUGGUUUGCAAGUUGGUGGUGGAAUAAAUUUGGAGAAUGCAAUGUCUUACCUUAAUGAAGGGGCAAGUCACGUGAUUGUAACUUCUUAUGUGUUUAGUGAUGGCAAAAUGAACAUUGAAAGGCUGACACAGCUUGUGGAGCUUGUUGGGAAGCAAAGGCUUGUAUUGGACCUUAGUUGUCGAAAAAAGGAUGGCAGAUAUGCCAUCGUGACUGACAGAUGGCAGAAGUUCAGUGAUGUCUUUGUUGAUGGGCCAACAUUAGAACAUCUUGCUGCCUACGCAGACGAGUUUUUGGUCCAUGGAGUUGAUGUGGAGGGCAAAAGGUUAGGAAUUGAUGAGGAACUUGUGGCGCUACUGGGACGCCAUUCACCUAUCCCUACAACAUACGCUGGGGGCGUGUCAACGAUGGACGAUUUGGAGAGGAUAAAGCAGGCAGGCAACAGCGGAGUUGAUGUUACUGUCGGCAGUGCCCUAGACAUAUUCGGUGGAGAUUUGCCCUACAGUAGAGUUGUCAGUUGGCACAAGGAGCAAAAUAUGGUUAGCCAACAGUGAAGAAGUCAGAUGUCUUAAUUAUAGAGAGCAUUUUGUGAUCCCCACUUGACUAUACGGUCGGGUCAUUUGGCUUGUUUGCGAACAUCAUAGUUCUGUGUGUGCAUGUCAAAGCUGAAGCAGAGGUAUCAAUUCAGUAUCACAGAUGUACUAGUGAAACGGCUUGACCAGGUCCGUGAAGUAUUCAAACACUGUACUGCAUUCUGAUGUAUUGUAAUGAUUAAUAAGCAUAGGUUGAACUGCAGAA